GUCAAAACAGUCUGCCAUUAAGCAAGUACUAUCGAUCUCCAUGCAAAUUGCCCACUGGAUCCGCUACGUUCGACCAGUUUCAACUGCAGAUGUCUGCUGCACUGCAGCUGCCGGAUCAUAAGAGCAGGAUCAGUGCCGAAUAAUUGAGUCUGUUUGCUCCUGAUCUAGACGCGGCAUUACAAGAUGUCGUUUUUUCAUGCGCUUUGCAGUUUGCAGACACUUUCUGCAUGAUCUUUCGUUUUUGCCUCAAUAUAAAAUGCGCUCAGUCUGAGCAGGGUUAGAUUUAUGCUCCCUGCUUUCCCCGUGAAACUUUUAUUUUUGGGCUUAUAGGAAAACCAGCGAAAAAUACGCUAGCGAUCCGCCUGAGCCAUGAGGGAUGUACCGGUGCAGCUGCAUAUACAAGAAAUAUCGACAGUUUUACAUUUUCCGGUUUCCUUGAUUAUUUGGUCAGCAGCAGAUGGAAGCGCAUUUUUCCGCGAUUGUAUAAAAUGCCUGUCACAUGUGAGCCAUGCAUCGCAACCUGUUGAUGGGGCAGCGAUGUGAUUUUAAUUUGUAUUGACUUUUAUGUAACUAUGGCGGAUCAAAGUCAGAAAUCGUUCUUUCUGGCCAUACGCAGUCUUCGCUAUAUAUCGAUCACUCAAAUCUUUUGCGGUAUAUUGGGACUCUGUUGUUUUUUCAGCACGCUAGUCAUAACCCCGAUUGCCCGAACAUACGGGACGGUCAUCUGGAUGUUUAUCGAUAUCUUCCUGGUGGCGACGGGAUCCUACGGCAUUCACUGUGUCCGGGAGGUGCGGCGUGGCGUGUUUGUGCGGCGCACUUUCUUGGUGUUGGCCAUCCUGGACAUAAUACUGUGCAUUGUGUAUUCCACCAUCUUCGUCAUCCUGGCUAUCGGUGGAGCACUGGUCAACAUCGCUCCCAACGCGAGCCAGACCAUUCUCGGAUUAAUCGGCUUAACUGAAGAAUUCAUCCGUUCUAAUCCCGGAUUGGAGAGCUUCCCGGACGAACAAUUACGAACGGUUAUGAUUUCUGUGUACUUUGUGGUUCAAGUUGUCUUUCUGCUUUACGUGGCGCUGGCUGCGUCCGCGGUGCACAUUUGUCGUCGCAGUUGGACCACACUGCGCCGGGGUUUCGAUGAAUGGUCGUACAGUUCGAUGUCUGGUUGAAAGAUCUGCAGUAUGCCAAAUGGAACCUGUUUUGGUUUCAUGUUCAUUGAUCUUUACACUGAUACAGACUGAGAAUUUUUUAAAAAUGCUUUAGUAAAAAUUUGUAGCGAAACCACAAAGUUAUGGAUCAUGUGUGGAGCAAGAGUCAAAAAGCGAUUGCACUCAAUUUUAGCUUUCUUGCGUUUGCUCAUUAGUUUAUAGUUGUAAAACCUUCAA
Messenger RNA from Paramacrobiotus metropolitanus, 1379 nucleotides. RefSeq lists its product as uncharacterized. The record is from RefSeq and is a predicted model, not a curated record. Bases 573 to 1163 code for a protein of 196 amino acids. The transcript is spliced from 2 exons. Lineage: Eukaryota; Metazoa; Tardigrada; Eutardigrada; Parachela; Macrobiotidae.